Coregonus clupeaformis (lake whitefish) is the source of this 2689-nucleotide messenger RNA. Its product is annotated as sodium/potassium-transporting ATPase subunit beta-3. Gene Ontology annotation, molecular function: ATPase activator activity. NCBI's taxonomy places the organism in Eukaryota, Metazoa, Chordata, Actinopteri, Salmoniformes, Salmonidae. The record is from RefSeq and is a predicted model, not a curated record. The coding region runs from base 142 to 987 and encodes 281 amino acids. Gene Ontology annotation, cellular component: sodium:potassium-exchanging ATPase complex. The transcript is spliced from 7 exons. Gene Ontology annotation, biological process: intracellular sodium ion homeostasis; intracellular potassium ion homeostasis; potassium ion import across plasma membrane.
GCAUCAUUGCUUCACUGUGCCGCCCAUUCCAUUCCAACCAUUGGUCCAACAACAUACUGCCUACAUCCCUGAUUUCGCCUCAUACCAUCGCCCUGUUUUCCUCGUAUUUUUUUAAGAAAAAGACAUCCCCAAAUUUUCACCAUGGCAAGUAAUGAAGACAAACCGGCGGCGAAAGAGGAUGAGAAUGCUGGAAGCUGGAAAGAUUCUAUCUUCAACCCAAGGACCGGAGAGUUUUGUGGGCGCACAGCGAAGAGCUGGGGCCUCAUCCUCCUGUUCUACCUGGUGUUCUAUGCGUUCCUGGCUGGGAUGUUCGUCCUCACCAUUUGGGUCAUGCUGCUGACACUGGACGACUAUGUGCCAAAGUACCGUGACCGGGUGCCACACCCAGGGUUGGUCAUCCGGCCCAAGGAAUUGGACAUGGUGUUUAACAGAUCCCAACCUCUCCAGUGCGCCCCGUUUGUCCAGAGUUUAGAGUCUUUCCUGAAACAGUACAAUGACACGGAACAGGAGAGUAACGUGGCGUGCGUGGCGGGGGACUACUUUGAGCAGGAGGGCAAGGUGGGCGAGCAGAGGAAGGCGUGUCAGUUCAAGAGGAGCGAUCUAAGCCUCUGCUCCGGCCUCUCCGACUCCACCUUCGGUUACGCUGAGGGGAGACCCUGUGUCCUCCUCAAAAUGAAUAGGAUCAUUGGGCUGAAGCCGCGUGGAGAUCCCUAUGUCAACUGCACAGCAAAGAGGGACACCCCCGUACAGAUGCAGUACUUCCCUAGUGAGGGACGGUUCGAUAAAAUGUAUUUCCCUUACUACGGCAAUAAGCUUCACGAGAGGUAUGUGCAGCCCCUGGUUGCAGUUAAGCUGUUGCUGAACAAGGACGACUACAACACGGAGCUGACCAUCGAAUGCCGGAUCGAGGGAUCUGACUUGCGCAACAACGACGAUCGAGACAAGUUCCUGGGCCGUGUCACCUUCCGAAUCACAGUCAAAGAGUAGGGAGUAGUGAGGAGGAGGCUAGUGUGGAGAAAUGUGGUUCUGACCUCCCCCGGACGAUUCCUAUUAGAAUAAGAUGGGCCUAAUUCCAAACCAAUCCCUCCACCUUUUCUCCAUAUCCUAGGCGAGGAACAUUCAAAUCUAGUAUUUUUCAUAUCACCUUGGUAGUUCAUUGAUUGGCCAGAUAGUCUACUCAUCUGGUGUUACAGGUCAGUCUCUGGUUAGGUGUGAUAGGGAAAGAUUAAAAACCAGUAGUGCUGUGAUCCCCGAAUCCUGGAUUUGAAUACCUUUCUCUUAGGCUAUUGUUGACACCAUCUUGUAUUUCUGAUAGGGUUCGAUAUGUGUUUAUUUAUUUAUUUUAUUUAACCUUUAUUUAACCAGGUAAGCCAGGUAAGCAUAACAAGAGUGCUAGAUGGAGCAAUUACCAUAUUAUAGCUGAUACCAUUCAUUUUAGAUCUACAGUACAUCACACCCAAAAAGGGCCUAGAAUAGUGCCUAGUGGUAGAGGGUGAGAGAUCGGUUUGGGAUUGGAUCAAAGAAGGAUAGGGCAGUGAUGUCAUCAAUUUUCAACUAUCUCCUGGAAAAACCAGUAAUCCUGCCAAAUUCAAUUGAACAUCUAGUUCCCUUGUUUACUUCUAUGUUUACUAUAGUAUGACAUCAUCUUUUUCCUAUCCUUAAUUAUCUCAUUCUAGCAGGAGUCUUUCAUGACUCACCAACCUAACAGCCAUCAUUCUCUUCUAUUAGUCUGCUUUUGUUGUCUGACCCAGUGCUCUAGUGUUGAUCUAUGAUCAGAGCUUAUUUUCUAUUCUCAAUGGUUUAGAUUGGAAUUUAGAUGUGGUAAGCUUAACCGAGAUCCAUACUUAGUGCCAAGGGUUGGAUCAACAGUCAGGAGUAAACCUCAAUCUGUAUUUCACUUUCAGUCAUCCACUGCCAAUACAACCAUGUUUACAGUUGACCCUCUCAUCUGAAACCAGAACAAACAAUUAUUCCUCAAAAUCACAUAGGGACCACUAACUCAUAAGGUCAACCACAUAGAGUCAAACCCAGUUAAACACUGUCAAACCCAGAUGCCCUCAACAAUUAAAUGUCUUUGAGAACCCUUUUCCUCUUGGGACCACAUUUUGAACCUCGUCAUAUUAUAAUAGGGAACUGUAGAUAGGGAUGUGUGGUGUGGUCUGACCACAACCCAGUCUUGUGCCGUCUGUCUGUCCGGCUGCAUGUCUAUGUGUUUGUUUACUCUACCCCUUACCUCGCCACUGUAAUAGCCAAUGUUUGGUGAGCAUUCGGGUGCAAAAUGGCUGCUGUGCAUCACCCAGGUGGGUGCUACACAUUGGUGGUGGAUGAGGUGAGUUAUCCUCCACACGCACACACACCACAUCACUUAUACGCACCUCACGCACACACACACCACCCCAACAGACAACACACACACAAUGUAAAGCGCUUGGAGACCUGUGAGAAAGCGCUGUGUAAAUGCAAUCCAUUGUAUCUAUGUACUGUAUAUCCUUGUAUGUAUAGCUAUCUUUGGGUCUGAAUGCUUGUCUGUUUGUCUAUAUGUUCUCUCUCCUACUCUCUAUCGGUCCGUUCAUCUGUGUCUGUCUUUCUCAAUGUAUAUAUUUAAUGGAUUCACACUGUAUUUUUUUUCUGUCACAGAACACAAUGUCUGAGCACUGUAAAGAAAUAAUUUAAACAAAUAUUUACAGGA